This is a messenger RNA of Sesamum indicum (sesame), 2080 nucleotides long. RefSeq names its product acetyl Co-enzyme a carboxylase biotin carboxylase subunit (gene CAC2). Lineage: Eukaryota; Viridiplantae; Streptophyta; Magnoliopsida; Lamiales; Pedaliaceae. Gene Ontology annotation, molecular function: ligase activity; metal ion binding; ATP binding. The record is from RefSeq and is a predicted model, not a curated record.
GGCGGAGCUUUCAAUCUGCUCAAAGUCUCAAACUCCCUCGUUUUCAUCGACCCUCCUCUCUUCAAAUCUUCUCUACCCACUCUCUACCUCUCUAUUUCUCCCUGUUCUAUCUCUUUCUCGCUAGCAAUAAGGCUAAUCCCCGAUCAAGAUUACUUUUUUAGAGACAUUUCUGAGGAGGAUUUCUUGAUCUGAAGAUGGACUCUGCCACCAUGAACUUUUGCAGCAAAUCUGUCUGCUCGCCUCCUGGUUUAUUCAUGGGGAGGACAACAGGAAUCAGGAGCUCCCAGUGCAGCUUUAUGGCAGGAAGUAGAGUUAACUUCCCCCGACAGCGAGUCCAGGCUUCUCGAGUUGGUCAUAAAUCUGGCAAACGUGGGGGAGCUCUUGCUGCUACAUGCCGCGACGAUAAAAUUCUGGUUGCUAACAGAGGAGAGAUUGCUGUUCGUGUGAUUCGGACUGCCCAUGAGAUGGGGAUCCCUUGUGUUGCAGUUUACUCGACAAUAGAUAAAGAUGCUCUUCAUGUAAAGCUGGCUGAUGAAUCCGUUUGCAUUGGGGAAGCACCAAGCAAUCAAUCUUAUUUGGUGAUCCCAAAUGUCUUAUCUGCUGCCAUCAGCCGUGGAUGUACCAUGCUGCAUCCUGGAUAUGGUUUCCUUUCUGAGAAUGCUGUUUUUGUUGAGAUGUGCAGAGAACACGGAAUCAACUUUAUUGGACCAAAUCCUGAGAGCAUCAGGAUCAUGGGUGACAAGUCAACUGCUAGGGAUACAAUGAAGAAUGCUGGAGUUCCGACUGUUCCUGGAAGUGAUGGAUUGUUAAAGAGUACUGAAGAAGCAGUGAGACUUGCGGAUGAGAUUGGUUAUCCUGUCAUGAUCAAGGCAACAGCUGGUGGAGGAGGACGUGGAAUGCGCCUUGCUAAAGAACCUGAUGAGUUUGUGAAGUUGUUGCAGCAAGCUAAAACUGAGGCUGCAGCUGCAUUUGGUAAUGAUGGAGUUUACCUAGAGAAGUUUAUCCAGAAUCCAAGGCAUAUUGAAUUUCAGGUUUUGGCUGACAAAUAUGGUAAUGUUGUGCACUUUGGGGAACGUGAUUGUAGUAUUCAGAGGAGAAACCAGAAGUUGCUAGAAGAAGCACCUUCUCCCGCAUUAACACCAGAGUUGCGGAAAGCCAUGGGUGAUGCAGCAGUAGCAGCGGCAGCAUCCAUAGGUUACAUAGGUGUUGGUACAAUCGAAUUCCUUUUGGAUGAAAGAGGAUCAUUUUACUUUAUGGAGAUGAACACUAGGAUCCAGGUGGAGCAUCCAGUUACAGAAAUGAUAUCAUCGGUUGACCUAAUUGAGGAACAGAUUCGUGUGGCUAGGGGAGAGAAACUUCGCUACACACAGGAAGAUAUUGUACUGAGAGGUCAUUCAAUUGAAUGCCGUAUCAAUGCAGAAGAUGCUUUCAAAAACUUCAGACCUGGACCAGGAAGGAUAACUGCGUACCUGCCUGCUGGAGGUCCAUUUGUGCGAAUGGAUAGCCAUGUUUAUCCAGAUUAUGUGGUUCCACCUAGCUACGAUUCCCUGCUUGGAAAGCUUAUUGUCUGGGGUCCAACCAGAGAAAGGGCAAUCGAACGCAUGAAGAGGGCUCUUAAUGAUACCAUCAUCACUGGGGUUCCUACAACAAUUGAUUACCAUAAGCUUAUUCUUGAUAUUGAGGACUUCAAAAAUGGAAAGGUGGAUACAGCUUUUAUUCCAAAACACGAAGAAGAGCUCGCAGCGCCUCAACCAACUCAACCCGCAACCACACAGAAACAGCUGAUUAGCACUUCAGCUUGAGAUACUCUCAACGGCGUCCCUGGAAGCAAAGCUCUCUCUUUGAUUUCUCCAAUUCGGUAUCGUCUCCCCAACUACAUAUUGUCUUUGUCAGUCAACUACUAACAUUUUUGGUCACAUGUAUUCACAUGUACGAAUGGACGCCAUAAUUUAUUUUUUCCUCAAUUUUAUCAUAUCAAACGAGCGUCGAAUGUAAGUGAUGGAUUCAACCAACUGUUUGUUCAGUCUUUCUUGGUAUAAAAGUUCAUCAUCAGCAGUUCAUAAAUGGCAACAUUUCUUUC